CACGAUUGGAGUUGUUCGUACUCCUGUGAAUUCAAUCAAUUCCAGUCUCUUCCUGUGAUGUAACAAAGAGCUGUAAGAAUGAGGAGCACUGUCGCCCUUGUGCUUGGUCUCCUAAUAGCGGAGCUACAUGCGGCAUCUGCACAGACGGGCGGGUGUGAGCCCGGUUGGUCGAGGUCACCUGACAAGUGUCUCGGCUUGUUUGGCAACGACAUCGAUGGGGCAGAGCGCUCAACGUGGUCCCAAGCCGACGAAGCCUGCAAGUCCAUGGGGGCGAAUCUUGCUAAAAUCCUAGAGCAAAAAACGCAACCAAUCCUAUCUGCCAUGUUAGUACAAGCUCCAGCCUCCAACGUCUGGAUCGGUUUGAAUGACCGAACUGUAGAAGGGGUCUACCGAUGGGCUGAUGGUACCCCUCUGACCGGAUUCGCAAACUGGGGUCCAAAUCAACCCGAUAACGGAAAUAAUGCCUUCCAGGAGGACUGCACGUAUCUACGAGCAAACGAAGAUUUCCCAGGUGAAUGGUACGAUGGAUAUUGUGACUAUCCUCGGGCGUACAUCUGUGAGAAGCCUCAAGAUCCUUCGAUUCCCGUCGACCCACCGAGCUUCCCAUGCUAUGUGGAACUGGAUCCCACCUAUAUCAUAUACGUGAGAGCGUGCUAUAAACUGGAGAGUUCGACCACAAGAUCCUACCAAGACGCAGUCUCUUUCUGUGAAAACGACCACGAGGGCGUCAGAAUCACCUGGAUAGAGGACGCUUUCCAAGAGGCCUUUCUUCAAGCCAUGCUGUUCAAUGCUGGGAUUAAUUCUGCAUGGAUUGGCCUUGAAACACUACGAGGUAUCAAUAACUUGAAGUGGCAGGGCAGGGAACCUUUGACCUACACCAACUGGGCCAAGAACCAACCACAGGACACUACACGAUGUGGCAUUCUGACCACUGAAGGAUGGAAAGAUGAAGAUUGUAAUGCAAAGCAUCCAGUACUCUGCAGACAGAAUUUAGGGAGACGCCCAUCUGUACCACCUACUUUCCCUGGGUCGGUGUGUCCAGCUGGAAUGGUAGAAAUCGACGACCAGGACUGCGCAGUAGGCAUCAAUUCAACCUUUGCAACAUCGUGGGAAGAGGCACAGGAGAUAUGUAAAGCUUACGACAGUUCAAGCUCACUGCCAAGUGUACAUACUCUGAAUGAGGACAACAAUUUGGCCGGACUUUUCUACACUGACCCUGACCUGGAGGUGUGGAUUGGACUCAGCCCUAGUGACC
This is a messenger RNA of Acanthaster planci (crown-of-thorns starfish), 1255 nucleotides long. RefSeq names its product C-type mannose receptor 2-like. Lineage: Eukaryota; Metazoa; Echinodermata; Asteroidea; Valvatida; Acanthasteridae. The record is from RefSeq and is a predicted model, not a curated record.